This is a messenger RNA of Opisthorchis viverrini, 4100 nucleotides long. RefSeq lists its product as hypothetical. The record is from RefSeq and is a predicted model, not a curated record. Gene Ontology annotation, molecular function: hydrolase activity. The transcript is spliced from 28 exons. The coding region runs from base 58 to 4068 and encodes 1336 amino acids. NCBI's taxonomy places the organism in Eukaryota, Metazoa, Platyhelminthes, Trematoda, Opisthorchiida, Opisthorchiidae.
GUCUUGACGUGCACUUCUGCAGGUGUUUUUCAUCGAAAACGGAAAACCGCAACCAGCAUGAAGCGAAAUUUUUGUUUGGUUUGCGUUUUUGCUCUAGCGCUUUUGUCCAUUUUUGUGCGCUUGAACACAUACCAGCAUGGCUUUGACAGUCGAUCACAUCCACCGCGUGUUGCACUUUCCGAUAUUCAUAUAAGUGUUUAUGACGAGGCCUCUCGUAUAGAAGAUCUCGAAGCUUUUCUUCGUCGGAAUGUCAAGGUGAUACGACCCUAUCUGCUCUUGAUAUCUGGCGACUUGGUAGACGCGAAAUCUAAAGACAAACACUCAUCUACGCAGCUGUCAACUGAGUGGGAGAUCUAUAGCACUAUUCUUAGAGAAACCAACGUAUUAAAUUUCACCCGCCUGUUGGACAUUCGCGGAAACCAUGAUGCUUUCAACGUCCCUAGUGGGAAUGCGCAAACUAACUAUUUCCGAACACAUGGGGUGCAAGGUCACCGACUCUCGAACUCGUAUUCAUUCAACCUUGGACUACCCUUUGGAAAGUAUUCAUUCAUUGCGCUCGAUGCAUGUCCUGAUCCUGGACUGAUGAGACCGCUGAAUUUUUUCGGCCACAUUGCCCCGGAGACGGAAGAAGACAUCCGGGAAUAUGUCAAGACCACUCAAUCCAGCAAUCUGACUUUUUGGUUCGGCCAUUAUCCUACGUCGACCAUCGUGUCUCCUUUUGCACUGCGUUCCAUAAUUGGCUCUUCUGCAUAUGCGUACUUCUGUGGUCACCUGCACACCCUCCUGGGAUGGGUCCCGAAGAUGUACGGCUUACAACCACAAGGAUUCCUGGAAUUGGAGCUCGGUGAUUGGCGGGAUAAUCGCUACUAUCGGAUCGUUGCUGUAGACCACGACCUGGUCUCGUUCAUCGACGUACGAUUCUCCCCCAGUAUAUCCAGUGCGGAGUGGCCAGUCAUCUUGGUGACUAAUCCAAAACACGCUAACUUUCUGCUCCCUCACAAGGAACCUUUCUACCGAAUUGAACAAUCAGACCAUAUUCGGAUCCUAGUCUGGUCACCGUAUUCGGUCGAAUACGUGUCUGUUAGCAUCGAUGGUGUCAAAAUUGGAAAUGCAACACGUGCACGGAUUCCUCCUAAUGCGACAGUUCCCGAUCUAAGUCCUCCUAUUCCAUUGUUCGUUUUGCCUUGGAAUCCAGCAAUUUGGUUAACGGGCUCGGCUCACACGAUUCAAGUAGUAGCACAGGAUGUGAACGGAAAUCGUCGCGAAAUCACUCAACCAUUUUUAGUGAGUGGAACACCACCUUGGAAUUUCCCUUUCAUUCCAAGUUUGUUUGUUACCAGCGAUCAUACGUUCAACAUCCGAACUCUCUUCUAUGUCCUGUGGUCGUAUUUAUUUGGCCUUAUCGUGAUUCCAAGACUAUUCUCGCAAUAUCUGCAUCGUCACGCUUGGAGCAGGAACCGGUUAGUUGCCGGACUCUUACGGCUGGCGUCCACUGAUACGUUUGCCUACCCUUUAUUGAUUUAUUUGGUCUACGUUGCAGCUGGUCCCAUUUUUAUGGGUUAUCUAGUGGAUGAACACUUUGCUGUGGUUUUCAGCUUCGGUGUUUACGUUGCCGGAUCGUUGAUUGCAGAGUCUCUUACCUACAUGUAUGAGUCAAUUCAGCUCCUUGUUUUCUGCGUGAUCGUGUUGCCGGCCUUCAUUUGGCACCUUGGACUCCCCUCUCGUCUCAGCGCUUCCUCAGCAUCGGAAAACGAACGUCCUCACAUUUCAGCCCAAAAGACUGUGUUUAUCAUGAUGCACUCUUUGUCAUGUUUACUUUUUUCCAUGUGCAUUUUGUACACAAUUAUCCAGGUUCGCCUAACUUUGUCUUACAUUGGCUUUCCAUACGGAGCACUCGCUGUCCUUUUGAGUCCCGGCCGAAUCGGGCCCGUCUUACUGGUCUGGUAUCUUGCCUACCAAACCACUCGACUCUCAGUCGCGUUGGUAAAUGUUAACUCCCCGUUAGAGGACCACGAGAGGAGACAAAUUAAUGGUAUCGUGCACCUGAUCUACACGCGAUUAGAUCGACGUGAUGAAGCCUAUUCGAUGAAUGCACGGUACUCACUGCGUAACAAGAAUACUGAUCCAUCCCCAUCUGCCUCAAUGAACAACAUAUUCUGGUUCAUUCAGAUUACAGAUUUGCAUCUCAGUAUUCAUCAGGAUGCGUCUCGUUCAACAGAUUUUGAGAAGUUUUGCAAUAACACCGUGCGUACUAUUCGUCCGGAAUUUGUGUCUGUUUCCGGUACACUGACCUUUCUUGCCACAAACACUCUCAUCUGUUCAGGAGAUAUCACGGAUGCCAGAUCAGCUGUUUUUAUCAGCUCAAAACAAUAUCUAUCAGAAUGGUCUUCCUACCGAGCUGCAAUCCGGAAGUCGGGUAUUCUCGACCUGACUACAGUUUACGAUAUUCGUGGGAAUCAUGACAUGUUUGAUGUUCUCAGGGUGAACCAUAGCACAGACUAUUUCAGCAAAUAUGGUGUUCAGGGUCCAAGCCACACACGAUCCUACCUUUAUACCGUUCGAAAGCCUUUUGGAAAUUACUCUUUUAUUAAUCUGGAUGCCUGUCCCAAGGCGGGAGUCAACUUCCCACUCAAUUUCUUCGGUGAACUCACACCAGAUGUAGAGAAACAACUUCUAGAAUUUGUUUCAAGAACGGAGCGGAGCAAUCACACAUUUUGGUUUGGUCACUACCCAACCUCCACAAUCAUUUCACCACGAUUGAACCUUCGGGACCUUCUUGGGCAGAGUUCUUUCGCUUACUUUUGUGGCCAUCUGCACACGGCCCAUCGACUGAUUCCAAGAAUGUACGUUUUGCAACCUCAGGGUUAUCUGGAACUGGAGCUUGGCGAUUGGCGUGAUGGACGGUAUUUCCGUAUUGUGGCGGUGGAUCACGAUUUGGUUUCAUUUGCGGACUUCCGAAUGUUUCAUGGUACGCAGCAAGCCACCGAAUGGCCAAUCAUCCUUGUGACCAAUCCAAAGGAUUCUGACUUUCUACUUCCACAUAAGGAACCGGCGUACCGCAUUUUGAGCUCUACUCACAUCAGGAUUCUUGUGUGGUCGUUGUACUCAAUUCUUGACGUUUCGGUCUUCAUUGAUGGAGAGUUUCAAGGCAAUGCGACUCGGGCUACUCCGGUCAGCUAUGACCCUUCCCCUCUUUUUGUGUUGCCGUGGAAUGUAACUCGAUGGGCAGAUCGAAAUGCUCAUGAAAUACGUGUUGUGGCUACGGAUGCUUCGAAUAACCGGCGAGUUGUGUCGCACCAGUUCGUAGUCAAUCGUGAACCUACUUGGAAUUUCACCCGUUUAGCUGGUUUCGCUUUACACCCGGAUCAUUCUUUCAACCUUAAACUAGUCUUCUACUUGUUAGAAGGCAUUUUCUUUUGUUUCCUACUGAUGCCACGAUUGAUUCCGUCAAAAUUUUCCCGCAACUGUUUGCGAAGUUCUCGCUUUUGCGUGGGUCUCUACCGCCUGACGCAUUUCAACCCUUGUUGUAUUCCUCUUCUGGGUUUCAUUCUUUAUCAGUGUUGCGGUCCAACCUUUAUGGGCUUCCUGAUUGGUUAUCAUUUCGGUGUCGUUUUCAGCUUUGGUAUCGUUGUUGGUACCACUUUUGUCGUGGAAUCCCUCACCUACGUGUACGAGGGUAUUCAGCUCCUCAUAUUUGUGAUUUUUUACAUUCCACUUCCCGUAUGGUAUCUUGGAAGGACCCAUGCCGUUUCUCGCACAGAAUCCGUCAACCUGAUCCCAACGGAAGACAAAACUCCGUCUAUAUGUGAUCGAAAUCCGGCUGCAGUACCAACUGUUCGUGUACAGCAAUCGGUGCCGAUCCGUUGCGUUGGACGAAUUCCGUUAGCUCUGUUCAUUCAUGCUGUAAUUUUCAGUUCUCUUCAACUCCUGUUUCUGAUUGUGACUAUUGGUAUUCCGUAUGGAGCAUUGGCAGCCUUUCUUAGCCCUGGACGUCUAUAUCCAGUCGCCCUGUGCUGGUUCAUAGCCCUGCAAGCAAACGAGAUUCUGACUCGUGUGCCCGGAAUUUGAUGCCUCCUUUCAAUCACUGACCACGUUGCCCG